Messenger RNA from Tripterygium wilfordii, 1638 nucleotides. RefSeq names its product probable aspartic protease At2g35615. Gene Ontology annotation, biological process: proteolysis. The transcript has 2 exons. Bases 1 to 1638 code for a protein of 545 amino acids. Gene Ontology annotation, cellular component: extracellular region. Gene Ontology annotation, molecular function: aspartic-type endopeptidase activity. Lineage: Eukaryota; Viridiplantae; Streptophyta; Magnoliopsida; Celastrales; Celastraceae. The record is from RefSeq and is a predicted model, not a curated record.
AUGCCAUUCGAAAAAUUGUUUCAGCUACCACCAAAACUUCACGUUGAUUCCAACACUGCCUCCAUCUGCCUUUCCAUUUACCUCAAGAAAAUGCAUCACCAGAUCUUUUUAUUGAUUUUCCUUUCGUUCAAUGUAUUGAUACAAUCUCCAGUUGAACCAAAAGGAAAUAGUUUUACCAUCGAUCUUAUCCAUCCUGAUUCAGUACUAUCACCCUUUUACAAUCAUUCUAUCACUCCAUCGGAGCUCACAAGGAAAGCUGGCGCGCGUUCUCUCCAUCGAGUUAACUACUUCAAUUCAUCUGGGUAUGUUAAUGCAAAGAAUAUCGAGUCACCCGUGGUUGGCGACGGAGCAGACUAUCUCGUGGAGAUUUACGUUAGCCCUACUCAGAAACAAAAGGUGUAUGUUGUCAUAGAUACGGGAAGUGAACUUACAUGGAUACAAUGCAAACCUUGUGAGAACUACAACGAUAAAAAUAUGGCACUCUAUGAACCGGAGAAUUCAGAGACCUACAGAGCACUUUCUGACGUUGAUAAAAUUUGUCAGGAUUGGAUGUUUACAGAGCCUGGGAGAUCAAAAAAGUGCAAAUACCGCUAUCGUUACGAGAAAAAUGCAUUUACAGUCGGAAUUCUUAGCACUGAAACCUUCUAUUUUCAGCCGACCAGAGACAGACCAAUCUUCUUCCCCAAAUUAGUGUUUGGGUGUAGUCACCGGAACAAAGUUAAGUUCAGUAGCCAAGUUCAAGGUGUGAUUGGUCUUGGAAGUGGGCAGUUGUCGUUUGUUUCUCAACUAGGAGACCGAACUGACCAUAAAUUCUCUUAUUGUUUGGUUCCACGGUCAGAAAAGGCGGCCAGUAAACUUAGUUUUGGACAUCAAGAAAAAACCUCCGAUAAAACAGUUUCAACUCCAUUUGUAUUCAAAGAUCAUAAACCCCAUUACUACCUCAGUCUUGAAGGUGUUAGUGUUGGAAAUAAGAAAAUAUUGAUAGAAGAAAAGCAGCAUAAUAUCAUAAUCGAUUCUGGGACACCCAUGACAGUAUUGCAUUCAAGCAUCUAUGAUCCCAUGGAACGUGAACUUAUCAAGGCGAUUGGUCCGAAUCCAAAGAAAGACCCAACUGGAGCAUUUGCUUUGUGCUAUGACAAUUGGCGUGAUCUCUCCUAUCCCAACCUGGUAUUCCAUUUUGCGAAUGCGGAUAUUCGUUUAAAACGGAAAAACACAUAUAUUCGGUAUCUAGAUUAUAUUUGCGUGACCAUAAUUAGAUAUGAUGGAAUUUCUAUUUUUGGUAACUCGGCUCAAAUAAACUUUCGAGUAGAAUAUGAUCUCAUCGAGAAGCAAGUGUCUUUUACGCCAACAGAUUGUACCAAAUUUGGAAUCAAGUCACCUGAGGGUUCCCGUGAUGAUGCUCCUGGGGGGCGUUUGUGCUGCUUGAAACAUCGAUUGUGCCUUGAUCGGCAGCUCGGUGAGAACCUUCUGAGUAUCUCGGUUGUGCCUUCGUCAGCACCUUGGCAGCUCGGUUGUACCUUGAGCGGGCUGAUCAAGGAAGGGCUCACUUAUUUCAGCCAGAAGAAGGAAGUCCAUGAGGUAGAACAAAUUUUAGAGCAUUAUGCAUGUGUAGCUGACAUGAUUUGUCGUGCUGGAUGA